Messenger RNA from Annulohypoxylon maeteangense, 3021 nucleotides. RefSeq lists its product as uncharacterized. Bases 518 to 2476 code for a protein of 652 amino acids. NCBI's taxonomy places the organism in Eukaryota, Fungi, Ascomycota, Sordariomycetes, Xylariales, Hypoxylaceae. The transcript has 7 exons. The record is from RefSeq and is a predicted model, not a curated record. Gene Ontology annotation, cellular component: cytoplasm.
AUUGGGGUUGAAGGAAGGACCCAUGAGGCGGGGCAAUUCUCUUGAGCUGCCUUAGGUCUUCUACCAGGUGCAACUUUCAGCUUCUAUCGGCGCUUUUUUACACUUUCAUCUGAUAAUUUAUUAUUAUUAUUAUUUUACCUCUUUGUAACGUUCUAGGUAACUUAAGGUAACUUAAGGUAACUUGAAGUAGCUUAAAGUAACAUAACUAGACUCCUUUCCGCUUUGCCGGUAUCGUCCGAUUCGAUCAUCCCAAUUUGGUUUACUACGUCCUAGAAAAAGGUAUUCCUUAACUAACUUACCAGCCAAAUCAUGAUCUUGACGGCGAAGACACUUCGCCCUCGACACCCGACCUGAGAAUGGGGUAAAAACGAAGCUGGUGAGCUGCGCCGGAUAUGUUCAGAGGCAUCAACCAGCAGCAGCAUCACCAUAAUCGCUCAUCACCAAGAAAUAUAGCAGACGCAUCAAUCAUCGUCGAUAGCUUCCAGCUUCAAGCUUUCGGCUUCCAUCCUCCAUAAUAAUGGACCCCGCCUCUGUUUCUUCCUUCCCACCACAACCGCCGCCUCCACCUCAACCGCCUCCUACUUCUAUCCCUCCCCCGCCGCCGCCCGUCUCUGAAGGUCCUUUGUCGCACGAUAUUCGCCAUCACGAUCAUCACCCGCCUCAAGCGCAUCACUUCCGAGUCCCGUCCCUGUCGUCGCACCCGAAUAUCGGCCUAUCCCCCCUCGAUCCCGCAGAUUCAGCCGUCUUCCAACAACACCUCCAGCGUUUACACGCCGUACCGACCGUACCUGUUGUUCAAGGCGACUUUGUUCCGCACGGUCGAGAUGGAUUCGAUCAGGAUCCUAAUCCGGCUCACAUGCUCCAGAACACGCAUAACCAAUCCACGUCCGACCUCCAUCGAACCCCACAUCAGCAUCAUGCUCCUCUCCCACCACCAUCCUCGCAUUCGGCGCCGCCCGCGCAUGGCCAAUUUGGUAUCCUAACACAAAACCCAAUGGCUCAGCCUAAUGUAGUGCCUCAGCUUCAGCCAGAAGAGGACUUGUUCCCCCAGCCCUCGCAAGUCAAUUCCUCGGGUCCCGAAGCUUCCGAACAGAGACCCCAUGGCCAAUUGGUCAAUAGGAUAGUCGUUGACCCACCUGACCUACAAGCUUGGCGCGAGAAGCUAUUCAAUGUUGACGAUACUAUCAUUUUGACUAAUGACCAAUUCGAGACUUACUUCCCUCAUAUCGACAAUGUUUAUUCUCAUCGAUCCACGCAGAAGUACAAACGUAAACCGUUCAUCUCGCAUUACUGGGAUUGCCGAAUGAAAGGACGACCGCCGGGUACCCCUAAAUCGGAUGACCCCUCCAAGAAGAAACGGAAACGAAGUGCGCGCGAGAGGGAUCUCUGCGAUGUCAAGAUCAAGAUAACCGAAUAUUUCCCAGGGGCGACGAUUCUUCCUGACGGGGAUGCGACCUUCAAUUUGGCGCAAUCGAGUGCCUACCAACCCCCGCAGCAACAGCAGCAGCAGCAACAACAACAACAAACGUUUGGCGACGGUCUGUCGCGGCCUGUAGAUGCUCACUUAAACGGGGAAAAGUUUUGGACCAUACAACGUGUUAAUGGAAAUGGGGGAAACGGGAAGGGCGACGGUGUCGCUGGUCCUCACAAACAUAGCCUGGAAAAAAGCGAUGAGAUUAAGAAAUCUACCGUUCAGAGGUAUAUUGCUGCGCAAGAGAAGGAGGCAAAGAAGAUCCAGAAGCCGCUACCAAAGAAGAUGUCAGGAAACGCGCUCGCAACGGCAAAGAAGCACGCGAAGGAGCAUGACCUGAAGAUAUAUGCUGCUUGCUUUUGUCCCUUUUCCCAAAGAGUAUGGAUUGCCCUCGAAGCGAAGGGCAUGCAGUACCAGUACUGCGAGACAGACCCGUUCAAGCGCCCGACCCAGUUGCUAGAGGCAAACCCUCGAGGCCUAGUCCCGGCCAUUCGGGAAGGUGAAUGGGCCAGCGGCGAGAGUGCCAUCAUUCUAGAAUAUCUCGAGGACCGUGACCGGACGGUGCCCCUUUUCCCCACGGAUCCGAGGCUGAAAGCAAACUGCAGACUGUGGAUUGAUCACAUCAACGCCAAAAUCGUCCCAGCAUUCUUUGCUCUGGCGAGGGCAACCGACUUUGCGAAACAGGCCGAGUACAGGGAGAAGCUUCAAGGUGAAAUAGCGGCCCUCGUCCAAGCUGCUGACGAAAGGGGUCCGUAUUUUCUCGGAGGAGACUUGUGUCUCGUAGACAUUCACUUCGCGCCCUUCGUCCUGCGUAUGUCCCGUAUCCUCCGAGAGCUACGCAGUUGGGGAGACCCAAUGCCACGCACGCGGUGGCAGCAGUGGGCUGACGCACUCGAGACAAAUCCGCACGUCCAGGCUACCACCAGUCAAAAGGAGCUCUACACCGAGACAUUAGAUAUGUUUCUUAAUAGCCGCCAACCCCACGGCGAACACUUCGGGUCAUAGUAGGGCCAUCAGACCAUACCAUCUUAUUCUUCUAAAUAUAUACUUGCCACUUAGGAAUACGUAACCCAUAAAUAGGUAAGGGGAGGGGAAUGUUCAAGGAGUACAUUUAUAUAUACAUAUACAACGGAGGCGGGCGAAUCUGGCUCGGGUGCUCAGGGUGGUUCUUCGUUUCUCGAAUUUCCCUCCGUUCUCUUUUUUUCUUCUCUCUUCCCGCGAUAGAUCGUCGUUGUUCGGGGGAUGAGCUCAAAAAAGGGGGGUGUAGGCGAUAUAGGAUCGGAGUUUUGUUUCUAUUUAUCUAUUUAUUUGAGUAGGGGGUCAGCUGUCGGAUCCGAGUUUCGUAUAUACACAGGUAUGCAUAUUGGCAAGACGCCCCGUGGAGUUGUGAUACAUCGAGCUAUCUAUGUUACGGAUAUUUAAAAUGGUGUGGUAUGCGUGUGUAUCGGAGUUGGUUUGCUUGUGAUGUUGCGCUUAAGAGGAGUGGGUAGUAUGUAUAUACUAUAGGUAGUCUUUAUGGGCGAUAUAUUACAAUACCUAGUAGCGCUAAG